Messenger RNA from Vespula pensylvanica (western yellowjacket), 1631 nucleotides. It is a transcript of the gene Traf6, whose product is annotated as TNF receptor-associated factor 6. Gene Ontology annotation, molecular function: protein binding; metal ion binding. Gene Ontology annotation, cellular component: plasma membrane signaling receptor complex. NCBI's taxonomy places the organism in Eukaryota, Metazoa, Arthropoda, Insecta, Hymenoptera, Vespidae. Gene Ontology annotation, biological process: protein K63-linked ubiquitination; positive regulation of JNK cascade; regulation of canonical NF-kappaB signal transduction. Bases 212 to 1456 code for a protein of 414 amino acids. The transcript is spliced from 6 exons. The record is from RefSeq and is a predicted model, not a curated record.
AGAAAAUCAAAUCAUUCAAGAAUGAUCAUUUAUUUUUCUAGUUUUCUUUGUGCGAUAUGUAUACAAAUAAUCGAACAAUGACGUCUUUGUAUUUAACAACGUGACUUUCAUUAAAAUGAAAAAAUAUAUAUAAAACGGUAUAGUUAAUUCUCACAAUACAGGAAUUCUUCCUAGACAAUCGCCUUUUUUAUAUCACGGCCUUUUUUUAGAGAUGGCCACAUCAGAGAACACCAAUGAACCUAUUAAGGUGGCAGAAGAAAGUGGAAUUUGUGGUGAUGGUAUAAAAGAAUACUUAGAACCCCGAUUUGAGUGUCCUAUUUGUUUAACUUGGCUACGUGAUCCAGUUCUAACAUCUUGUGGUCAUAAAUUUUGUUCUCGAUGCAUUUACACUUGGCUACAAAGAGAAGGUGCAUGUUGUCCAGUAGACAGUCAACCUUUAAAAUCUGAAAGUGAUCUUUUCAGAGACCUUUAUACCAGCAGAGAGAUAUCUCAACAGCGAACUACAUGUGCAUAUCGUCAGUUUGGCUGUUUAAUAGAAUUAUCACCUGUAGAUAUGGAGACCCAUGUUAAUCAAUGUACAUACAAAAAUUUUUCUACCUCAGAAAGGACUCAAUGUCCUUUUAAAGAUGUUGGUUGUAUGGAAAUAUUUUGUACCGAAGAAUCUUCACAUAUUCAUUUGGAAAAAAAUAUUAAUUCACAUUUAACUAUGAUACUAAAUGCACUUCCACGCUUAUCAAUGACUCAAGGCAAUGUCAGUGCUAUAUCCGCAGAAUCUAAGCUAUGGGAUCCACCACCUAAAAAUGGAACAUCAACAUCAGAUAAAGAACCACCACCAGAUUGGCAGCAGUUAUUAAAGAGUUUGUAUGAAAGGAUAGUGGUAUUAGAACAACAAAAUCGAGAACUUUCUAUCACUGUUUCCAAUCAAAAAAAUCAACUUACAGCUUUACAAACUUCAGUACGUUUUACUGAAGAGGAAAUGCUAUUACGUAAUUGUAAUGGUGUUUAUAUCUGGAAAUUAAAUUCUUUCCAAGAAAAGCUUACUUCCAUGAUAAAUGAUCCUUUAAAGAUGUAUUAUAGUCCCGGAUUUUAUACUGGACCUAAUGGUUACAAAAUUUGUGCCAGAAUAAAUAUAUCCUCAAAGGAUCCGGAAUUUUUGUCAAUACUUUUACAUAUUAUGAAAUCUGAGAAUGACGAUGCACUAGAUUGGCCUUUUAAUGGUGUUAUGUACUUCGUAUUGAUACAUCCACAUAACUCAGAAAAAGAUAUAAGGGAGAGAACUUGUUCCAGACCAGAUCUUGAAGCUUUUAGAAAGCCUAUCUGUGAAUUAAAUAAGCGUAGUUUCGGCUACGUUGAAUUUGUGCGCAUACGAGAUUUACCUGACUUUUUACGAAAAGAUACUUUAACAUUUCGAAUCGAAGUUCGAGCGUACGAUAAAUUUAAGUUACCAUUAGUUUAAGACCAUUUAUUUUACUCAUUAGUAACUUUAUCAAACUUUGUGAAUAAUUAUAAAGAUCUUUUAUGUAUUAUUAAACUGUUAAGAUAUUUUUUAUCAAUUUUAUAUAAAAAAUCCUGAAAAAAAUCCGUCCAAUUUUUGUACAAAAUUGUUGAAUUAAAAAUAUAUGUAAUAGUAA